CCAUAAGCCUCGCCAGCCGCCACCGGCCACCGCAAUGGCGGUCUCCACCUUCCUCCGUGAGGCCGAGCUCCGCCUCCUGCGCUGCACCCUCCCCGCCGCGGCCUCUCAACGGCCGCCUCCUUUGCCUCCCCCAGUUCACCCGCUCGGCCCCGUCGCCGCCUCCGCCCUCGCCGCCGUCGAGCGUGGGGACUACGCGGCUGCGCUCGUCUCCGCCGCCCCGCACAUCCUCCACGCCCACGGCUCCACCGAGGCUGCCGAUGUCUCUCCUGCGCAGUUCUACGCCGACCUCGCUGCCGCCGUCGACGCGUUCCUCCAGGGUGAUGCCGGUGGGGCGGCGGACGAGGGUCUCGAGUGCAGGUGCGCGCUUGUUCUCUCCGCGGCGGUGGCCGCGCUGCUCGCAUUCACGCAGCAGAACGUGACUGGGCCUCCGGGGAAAUAUUCACCGUUUCCUUUCUUGACACCGUCAUUGGAUGAACGGUGGUACAGUGACCCAGGAGGCAAAUGGGAUGCAUGGGCUUCUUCCCAUUUUGUAGCUUCGUUUGGUUCCCACGUUCACGGGAGAUUCUCGCUCCUGCAGUUCAUUGUCUUCGCAGAAAUCUUGUUCACGAGCAUGAUGAGUCUGGAUUCCUCUGGUUUUCGGAGUGUGCCGUGGUGGUUGUGCAGAGUAUCCAUGUCCCAGCAGAAUAUAUUAGAUGAGCUAUCGUCCUCUUUGUUUGAUCAAGUGCAAGUGUACAAGAAUAAAAUGCUGACCCACUUUGGUGAUCUUGAAAAGGUUUCCAGUUACUGGAGUUCUUCCUUGUGUGAUGGGGAAGGCUCUUCUUUGGUGUCAGCUGCUUAUAUAGAAGCUGGGAUCGCCGAGUAUAAGUAUGGCCGAGUUGAUGCUUCGAGGUUGCAUCUAGAUAGUGCUCAGGAGGCAUGUGGGAUUCAUCUCUCUCUCACAGGGAUCCUUGGUUUUCGAAGAGUACACCAGGUGGACGCCAAAUCCCAAAUGGUACUUGUUGCCAAGACCACUGAACCAGAACUCAAAGGAGCUCUGAGUGAUGUUAUGGAUUUGAGAAAUACAAGGAGUUCUGUUCCUGCUGAAAGUGAUGAAUUUUGCGAUAUACUAAGAACGCCCAGACUAGCUCAAAAUGGGAAUAACUCGAGGGGUGAAAGUAUGACAUGUGCAAGCACACAGAUAUCACUAACCCCUAUCCAGCAGGCUGCUGUACUUGCAGAAUGUUUGCAUGUGAGUCGGAGGAGUCGGAAUGAUGAAAUGUCUGGGUGGGAAAUGGCACCAUACAUAGAGGCAAUUGAUUCUCAGGAUGAGUCUUAUUUUGCGGUCAAGAGCUUGGGUGAUGUUCUACGUAUUAGGUGGGAGUCCACCCGCAGUCGCACAAAACAGCGGGCAUUGUUAAUGAUGGAGAAUUUGAUUGAAGAUAUCGGCAAAGAAUGUCCUGUGGCUUCACAAAGAGCCAAAUUGGUUUUUGGAGUUCAUAUGCCGAGUCUCCCUACAUUAAGGAAAGAAUAUGGCGAAUUUUUGAUAAGUUGUGGUAUACUUGGAGUAGCUCUAGAUGUUUUCAAAGAUCUUGAACUGUGGGAUAAUCUCAUCUAUUGCUAUCAAUUAUCAGGUAAACUUGCUGAUGCAGUUAGCCUAAUAAAUGCCCGGCUCUCCGUUACACCUAAUGACCCAAGAUUAUGGUGUUCACUUGGUGAUGCUACAAAUAAUGAUGAUCUUUAUAGGAAAGCAUUGGAAGUCUCAAGUAACAAAUCUGCUCGAGCUAUGCGUUCUCUGGCUCGCAGUGCAUACAACAGGAAUGACUUCUACGCAUCCAAAAAUCUUUGGGAGUCUGCAUUGGCAUUGAAUUCAUUGUUUCCAGAUGCCUGGUUUGCUUAUGGUACAGCCGCAUGGAAAGAUAAAGAUCUUGAGAAGGCUGUGGAUGCUUUUACUCGUGCUGUGCAGAUAGAUCCUGAAAAUGGAGAAGCAUGGAACAAUAUAGCCUGCCUGCACAUGAUCAGAGGGAAGAGUCAAGGGGCAGUCCAGGCAUUCAGGGAAGCUGUAAAGCUCAAGAGGAAUAGCUGGGAAGUUUGGGAGAAUUACAGUAAGGUUGCUUUGGACACAGGCAACAUUAGGCUGACACUUGAAGCUGUCAAAAUGGUAUUAGCCUUGUCCUUCAACAAACGCUGCAAUGUUGAUUUAUUGGACAAAGUGAUGACCACUCUCGAAGAGCAAGCUACAAAUCUCGGUGAUACUGAAGAAGCUGAAUCCAUAGGCAAGACUUCUGAUGAUAAAAAUAAGGAUACCAUGCAAUUGAGUCAAUUAUUAGGUAUAGUUGGUGAUAUCCUUCAGAAGCUUGUAGGAAGUGAAGCUAGCAGUCCAGAGAUAUGGGGAUUAUAUGCAAGAUGGAGUAAAAGCAAGGGCAGCCUCAUGGAAUGUUCUCAAGAUCUGGUCAAGCAAAUUCGGUCUCUCCAGGGUUCAGGAGUAUGGCAUGACAAGAAGAAGUUCACCAAAUUUGCUCAAGCUUCUCUGCAGCUUUGCAAGGUCUACAUGGAAAUUUCUUCCACGACUGAAAACAGACAAGAGUUAUUGUUAGCUGAGAUGCAUCUUAAAAGCUCCUUAAAACAGGCGUCGGACUUCCAAGACACGGAGGAGUAUAGAGCCCUUGAUGACUGCCUUGUUGAAUUACAGGACCUGAUUGGCGCUGCUUAGACUUCUCUUGGAAACCACCGUCUACUUUUUACACUUGUCGUUAUUCUGGUCAGAGAAGAAUCAUUAUGAUGUUAAAUGUAUAACUUUUUCAUAUUGUUCUUCAGGGAAGUUUCUGCAUAAUCAUUUUUACUUCUCUAGCCUAUUGUAUUACAAAAUUAUUUUUAGUAAAGUAGAGAGCUUGAUGGCAUUAUGCUGCCAUAUGAUCAACAGGGUAUUAAAUGCAUACUGUAGAGUGUAGACGGUGAAAAAGUGGCUCCAUUGUUUACCUGAAGCUUAGGUCUGGACACAACACCAAUUUGUUCACCAGUUUCACAUAUUAGUUUAUAUGAUCUUUAUGUUAUGAUCAUUCCAGGACCUUUCCAUGUUAUGAUAGAGAUGUUUUUGUAUAUUUUCCCAUUGUACUGAUUGAUUUAUGGUUUGUCUCAUGUCAGGUCAUUUUCACCAUAGGUAGAACCACCGCUGGGAAAAAUCGCUCCAGAGAUCGUCAUUAGACUGUUGGCUGCAUGUGCGAAGGCUCUGUCCAAUGCCGUGGAGACUGGAGAAUGGCGCGAGCCACUACAAAGAGACGGCUGCCAUUGUUGUUGGCCUUUCCUAUGUUUGGUUCUCUUAUCUGGGAAAAGCAAGACUGGGAAGCGCACAUGAAACACCAUCGAUUGUGUUAUCAGCUGUCUCCACCUGUUCUACCACAUUGGAAAUUAUUCAAUGGUUGUUAUUUGUGCACCGCUCUGUACGGGCCUUUUAUUAGAGGUAACAACAAUCCAUUGCCUCUCCAUAUAAUUUUCCUUUUCUAAUCGCAGUCUAUCCGGCCAGAACCCCUAUGCCAAGCUUUUCUAUGUAGAUGCGUACAGUAGCCUGACAUUGUUUGAUGGAUAGAUGUGAUCAUUUGUUAUUAACUGAUUGAGUUUUUGCAAAACAAUUCUGACCUUCCGGGCUAAAAUAUUUGUGCUUUCUCUGCACUAAUUGUUAACGAGCUCAUCAGGUUGGCAUACAGGUUACUAGAUAGUAACUUUUUUCUCUAUGAUUUAAAGGUGAUGCACUUGCAAACUAAAUAUCUUCUAGAGUAGUUAAGCUCACAAUAUGAAACAUUGAUAUGAUCUUCACACUUGGCAUAAGUUAUUGGCUGGCAGACCUAUUUUAAUCUUAUCUGUAGUUCUGUAAGUCAAAAAGAAAUUACUUGCGUGGGUAUUCACACCACCAUCUCGCAUUUCUCAUAUUUAGUAAUUAGAAGCACCUUCCUCAUGUUUAUCCUCACAAAAAUAUAAUAAAAACUUGGCCGUCAUGUUUAUCCUAAUUUCUUAUCUGUAGUUCUGUACACAAAGUCAAAAAGAAAUCACUUGGCCCCUCGUGUUUAUCCUCACAAAAAUAGAAUAAAAACUGUCCAAUGUAUCUCAUGGGUAGGACCUGCUCUGCUACAUCCAGUAAAAAUCUAGCCGCUGCCGCCACCUAUAAUCCCAGAAGGGAACACAAAUGAGCACCAACCUUGCAGGUUCAGAUGAUGUAUCGGUCUUUCUUUGCCGAUCCGUCAGCGUAAUCAGUGAAGGUGUUUUCAGUAUUGGUGAUACAUGCCUCUCCUGCUAAAAAAAUGAUGAUUGAUUAUUCGUCUGGAAGGAAGACAUGGAAGGGCCUGCACAAGUGCCAUUGUGAGUUAACAUAUUUAGGCCCGCUCGACGCCCAAACCCCUCCGCAAAGGGCUAGGAUCAGCAGCGCUGCUCCUGCCAUGGAUGAUUUGGAAGCACCGUAACGAGUGUGUUUUUGAGGGAGCACGGCCGUCUGUGCGCGACCUGAUGUCCAAAUUCAAGGAAGAAGCUGCCCUCUGGGCUAAGGCAGGUGCUAUGGGACUUAGGGUAGUGCUGCCGGCGACCUGGGAUGUACACUGAGUAGCCGAGUGUGUUCUUUGUAUGCUGCCUCCUAGGAGGACUGUAAACAUUCUACCUUUUCAAUGAAAUGAGACACAAAGGUCCUUUGCGUUUUCUCGAAAAAAAAUUCUUCCACCUCUCUGUAUUUUCUUAUGUUGUGCUCCUCAAUGAAAUCUUACCCUGACUGCCAGCUAGACUGGUGCACCGUAAAAUGAAGACAGUUGCCUUGCGUUUACUUUCUGAUAUGGAUGUGAGCAAUGAGCAUCUCCAUCUCGCUUUCACUGAUUGAUUCACUCCGCACAUUAGCGUUCACAUCAUUUGCUCAAGUUCUGGCGAUGUGGUUCUUUAAAAAAAAGGUUAUCCCCAUGUUUGUAUGAAUUAAGAUCAAAUAGCUAACAACAAGUCAAAAUCUCGGUUUCCUACUUCGUAAUAGCUAUGUAUGAUAUUCAGUACCUCAUUGCUCAUUUGAGUUUUAAAAUGAGUAAAAUGCAUGAGAGGUCCUAAAAGUAUUUGAGGGGUCUCAAGUUAGUCCCAAUUGUAUGAAAACGCAUAUCCAAGUCCUAAAAGUUUUUCAAGUGUGUCACUUGAGGUCCUAUCUGGGUCUGACAAUCCUGGUGAUGCUUUGACUAGUUCCACGUAGGCAUUUUCUUGCCAAAGACCCCAAAAUAUCUAUUCUAAUAUCACAAUCCCUCCCUGAAUGGUGCUCCCCUCACCGUCCCCUCCCAGAUUGACCAAGCCCGGCCGCCCCGUACCCUCCACCGCAGCGGAUGCCUUUCUGUGAAAUUUGGUUACGUGAGCCUAGUUAGCGAUCUGUCUGUAUAUAGAGCUAACUUGCUCUAGAUCGAAUACUGUCAAAUAUUUGUACUGCAGUUAGGCCAUGGCCUUGAGCAGCGCAGCCUGCCCAUCAUCGUGCAGUGAGCUGGAGGAAGUGGGCAUGCUCUCACUCGACGCGGUCCUUGCACGGGUGCGUCCAUGGUGUGAGCGGCAGGCGGCGAGUAGGACCUCAUGGCAGAGAUUUGUUACAUAUUUGUGUACAGUUUGUACAACCGCAUUGGUCUUCAUUUUGGUUCCUGAUUUAAAUAUACUUUUAUAUACAAUAUGUCCUGGCACAGCCAUGCCUGAACGAUUACAUUAGCAUCACUGCAUCUCCCAGUGCAUAAAUCAUGCCCUAGCACGCACAUGAAAAAAGGAGGUAGACCAACGCUGAAAACUUCCUCAAGCUGAGCCCCAGCCCAAACGUACAUGCUUCUCCUCCUUCCCGAUUUCUUCGGAGACUUCUCUUUCUCUAAUUUCUUGAAUCACAAAUAGAUCUUCCAGAUAUUUACAUGAGCAAGAUGUGUUGCUCCCUUACCACACAUAUGUUAUCUUCCUAUGCUGCAUCUUAGUCGUGUCGCUGAGCAUAAAGAUGAACACAUGUAAUUUGCUAUGCUUGGACUACAUCCCUUCUUUCUAAUGACAGUUAAUUUGAUAGAUUGAGAAUAGUUACUGGUUAGGCUGAGAAAUUUCCAACUGAUUAAGACAUUUAACUGAAUCUGUUACUGCAACGCGGUUCAGUUAGAAAGCUCUUUUCUGAUUUAGGUAAUAUAUUUGUUAUUGUCCAAUGAGUGGUCAGCAUGUAGUCAACGGUAGAGUGGUGAUUCAAUGUUUUUUAUUAAUACCUUUGUUAUUUCGACCCUGUUGCUGGAGUGCAGUUCCAGUCACAAAGUGAGUAGCUGCAGCAGGCAUGGUUCAGCUUUGGCCGACCAUCGAGGGGCACCGCUGCUGCUAAUCUCGCCUAUGCAAGGCAGGAUAGGGUGCAUGCUCUUAUAGUUCAUGCAGGGUGGGAUAAAUGCGGCGUGCUUCUUGCUGGUGGAUUCUACGUUGUGUGCCAAUACCUCACUGUGUAGGUGGUUAGGCACUUAAUGUAGCAUCUUCAAGUUAAUUCUAUCUAGAUCGUUGGUGAUGGAGGCCAUGAGAGUAUUUUAGCUUUGUUUUAUUUAUUUGAUUAUUAGCCUCACCGCUUAUGGUUAUUUGGAAUGACAUGUGGAUCAAAUCGUCUAGAUUUUAUGAGUAAACGAUGGCAAGCAAUAGAGAGAAGAUUUGAAACACUGAUCAGGACUAGAUAGUUGAUUUGUUGUGGCUUUCAUUUUGAGUUCCUGCGAUCUCUAGCAUGCAUAUUUACUUGAUAUUCUGAAACUUUAUGAUGAUAUCUGAACCUCUCUUAAUCGGAGUUCCUUCUUGCCGCGACGCCUUCAAGUCCACCAAGUCGACGACACCAUGUUAGGACGCGCUACAGGCAGCGCGGAGAAGCGCGCCUUUUCAGCUAGUAAUAGAUGGAAUGACUGAUUUAUGGCAAUGUGACUAUCACUGCCUCAUGUUCUGCUCUGUACUACGUACAGAUUCAGAAAGCAUAUUCUUUCGCUCUUUAUUGUGUUUCCGUUUUAAAGUACUUGUGUAAAUGAACCGUGCCCAUUCAUGACACAUUGGCAAAACUAUUCCUUAUGUAUCUUUUGUUUUUCCAUUUUUAAGAGUACUCAUGUAAAC
This is a messenger RNA of Lolium perenne, 7068 nucleotides long. RefSeq lists its product as uncharacterized. Gene Ontology annotation, molecular function: protein binding. The record is from RefSeq and is a predicted model, not a curated record. Lineage: Eukaryota; Viridiplantae; Streptophyta; Magnoliopsida; Poales; Poaceae.